This is a messenger RNA of Pelmatolapia mariae (spotted tilapia), 1111 nucleotides long. RefSeq names its product EF-hand calcium binding domain 2 (gene drc8). The record is from RefSeq and is a predicted model, not a curated record. Gene Ontology annotation, molecular function: calcium ion binding. The coding region runs from base 264 to 842 and encodes 192 amino acids. The transcript is spliced from 6 exons. Lineage: Eukaryota; Metazoa; Chordata; Actinopteri; Cichliformes; Cichlidae.
CUAUAUUCCUAACCGUGUAGAAAUGUUGGCCAAUCAGAAGUCUAGAAGCCUCGGUGGGAAAUGGUAAACAAAGCUGGGGCAUAGAAGCAGAACCGAGUCGUAUGUGUGGAGGGACAGUAACUGUGUGUGUAUAUGUAAGCAUUUAAACACUGCAGAGAGGACAAUUAACAGUAACAGUAUUGUAGAAAUUCAUUUCACCGAAACAACAACGUGGUGCACACCUUUGACGCUGCGUUUUCUCCGUUUUUCUCAUCCACACGUAAAUGCAAAAACGGAGUUUUAGAAAAUAUCCACCCUGGCCGGAGUUUUUAGAAAUCUCCGUUUUCAGUGACCGAAAACACCGUUUACGUGUGGACGAAAGGUGCAAACGCAUAGAAAAAUCUGCGUUUUCAAAAAUACCCGGGGAGAUUGGCACCAUCUUCUAUUCACUAGGUUUCUUUCCCACUCAGGCAGACCUACAGAAGUUCACAUCUGAGGUGGAAGAUGAGCGCUCAGGAUAUAUCCACUGGGACAGAUUCCUCCCAGCCAUGACUAAAGUGCUACUGGAGGACAAGUUCCCUCCCAUCUCUGAUGAGCUUCUGCUUCAGGCCUUUGAGGUUCUAGACAAAGAAAAGAGGGGAUACCUCGAGCCUGAGGAGCUGACAAAUUACAUGACAAAGGAAGGUGAGCCGUUCACUCAGGAGGAGAUGGAUGAGAUGCUGACAGCGUUCACUGACGAAGAGAAGAAACAUAUCUAUUAUAAAGAUGUUAUCCCACAUCUGACCCUAGAGCAAAACAAUGCAAAACAGCAAAACAAUGAUUGCUUAAUCAGCCUGUUGGUGCAGCCAAGUAUGAAAGCAUAAUGUACAAAUGCCAAAUGAAAUGUAUGUAGGCAGUCUGUCACCAAAACUGUUAUACAAUAUAAUCUUUAUAUCUGUUGUGAUAAAGAAAUUAAAUGUGCAUACUUCAACUGGAUUCAGAUAAGAAUACCAUAAGAGUUUGCAUGCUCAAGCCCUCGUUCCUUGUUUAAGAAAUGUUAAAAGGUUUCUCCAGUUUGACAUUAAAGGAAAGUCCAGUACAGUAUGAAAUUACUGGUGUGAUGCACUCCAGUUUCUGUGAAUGUAAAAAACAA